AUGUAUGAACGCGUUCAAAAGCAUCCGCCUAGCUGGGGACUUGACAGAAUCGAUCAAAGGGCCGACCGGUUGGAUGGCCUUUAUCAUUAUCCAGCGAAGGCCGGACAGAAUGUUACUAUCUAUGUAAUUGACACCGGCGUCAAUAUCGGUCACGAGGACUUUGGGGGACGAGCACAGCACGGACCAGCAUUUAUACCGGGUACCGAUGAUGUGUCAGACAGGAAUGGACAUGGUACCUUUGUGGCCGCUCUAGCCGCUGGAUCGACAUACGGAGUAGCCAAGGAAGCACAGAUUAUUUCCUUAAAGGCCCUGGACGAUGCUGGCGCUGGAAGGCUUUCAAACGUUCUUGGAGCGAUUGAGUGGGUUGUAAAGAGACAUGUGUCGCUUGGGAAUAGAGCGCGCUCCAUUAUAAAUCUGUCACUAGGUGCUGAACACAACGAGCCAACAAACGCUGCGAUUCAAGAAGCCAUGAGACUAGGCAUCCACUUUUCGAUCGCUGCAGGCAACGAUGGCAAGGAUGCCUGCCAAUUCUCCCCCGCGUCCACCCCUGGGGCUAUGACAGUCGGUGCGACAAACGAGGACGAUACAGUAGCCGACUAUUCAAACUGGGGUCCAUGUGUUGCCAUUUACGCCCCAGGAUCUAAUAUCGUCUCUGCUUGGACAGGUUCCAAUUCAGCAGCACGGAUCCAAAGCGGCACUUCGAUGGCAUCACCUCAUGUUGCAGGACUUAUGGCCUUACUCCUCUCAGAAUCUCUAGAGGAGACCAUAUCGGUCAAGACGCUGUCUGACAUGAUCUUAAAGACCGUUACAAAGUUCCGUCUCAACGAGCAGCUAACGACGGAUACGAUUGCAACUUCGGCAGGAAUGUCGCUCCUACCUUAUCCAGCGUCGCCAUCUGACGGAUAUCUGGGUUUCGAGGGACAUUCUCAGAUUUUGGAGUUCCAUAGAAAGGUCCUCGCGAGGAACCUUGUUUAUGUGGGUGGAGCAAUGCCCAAUGGAGAAAAUAAUGCCGAUACUGAGGAUCCCCCCACUACACACAGCUCGCUCGCCUCCACGAAAUUUUUGCCCCGACGAGGAUUGAAAAGUUUUUUGCUCGUAAUCGUUUGCGCGCUUGUGUUAGCAGCAUCAUGA
Messenger RNA from Gamsiella multidivaricata, 1131 nucleotides. RefSeq names its product peptidase S8/S53 domain-containing protein. The coding region runs from base 1 to 1131 and encodes 376 amino acids. The record is from RefSeq and is a predicted model, not a curated record. Lineage: Eukaryota; Fungi; Mortierellomycota; Mortierellomycetes; Mortierellales; Mortierellaceae. Gene Ontology annotation, molecular function: serine-type endopeptidase activity. Gene Ontology annotation, biological process: proteolysis. The transcript has 3 exons.